AUGCCUCGGAAGACAGCUGUCCCAGGACGCUCGACGCCCACUUCGGGGGUCCCAAAAGCCAAGAAGCAAGAUUCGAAGAUGGCAUGCGAGGCAUCGGCCCAGUCGUUGAAAAAGUUCAGGGACUCCCAAACCGACUUCCAAACCGACUGUUUCGAGUUGCUGAAAUUCCACGAGGGCAACAAUCCUGACAUUGAGUGGCAACCCUCCGACGGAAUCGGCGCAAACGCCAUUCUAUGGAGAGAAAAGGCCGGGUUGAAACUAGUCAAAUCAGUAUCUUUCACUGAACACGGUAUGGUCCAAUUCCCACCAGCUAAUACACGGCUCUGCGACGAGCUGGUCUACCUGGCAACCAAAACCCUACCUGUCGAGCAUCGAGCCCGAAAAUACCCAUACGACUUUAACAAACGCGGCGACAUCAACCCAGACCGCGUGCCCUCAGGUGCAGCACCCAUUAUCUGGGCCCAUGGGCUGCCCUUCUUCCCCGUCUUCAAAGGCUACUACAUUCUCUGCGGUCGUGAGCACGCAGCCUGCAUCGGCUGGCUGAUAAAUGAGUACGACUCAAGCGUCACGAAGAACCACCCAAGGUGGUCCAUUGGCGCAGUCAUUGCACCGGAAUCUGCAGCCCGGGCUCCUCACACAAUCGAUCGCCAGAUGAGCGUGCACAAGCCUUUUGGACAGGACGUCGAGAUUUGCUGUCGGGGCUCGCGUGAAUUUCGCGAUGUUGUCUCGGCUGAUCAUCACCACUGCGCGGUUGUCCCUCAUCAUAAUCGUGCCAUACUGCUUUGUCCGUUGUGGGCGUUCCCCGGUUACAAUGCCCGCUGUGGCCCGCCAAAUGAUUAUGGUGAUGCUACGACUGUCACGAAGUCGUUCUUCGAGAGUAAGGGUUUGGGAAACAGAUACCCGACCCUGAUUCGUCCCUAUUCCAAUAUCUAUUCCGAUGAACUAAAGGUCUUGGCUGAGUCGGAUGAUGCCUGUGGCUCUCGAAAUUUUGAUGGUCAUGAUGAAAACGUGGACAUGGAGAUUCAGUCUCCAAUGGAUAAGGGCCAUGACACAGUUCCUGCUUCACCUGCUGAGGUCCAUGCAUCUGAAACCCCAGACAAUGCCAUGGUAUGCGUCGAAGCACAGGAAUCUGUGUCAAUUGAUGAUGACAAGGACACAGUUCCUUCAUCGCCUGCUCAUACCCAAGGCUCCCCAAGGUCGAAUGGUUUCAUGGAUAUGGCGGAAACCCAGGAUCCUGUGCCAAUGGAUCUAAGCAGUGAUCAGGUUCAUUUCCAGCCAGCAGAACCUUUCCAUGCUGAUAACUCAACUGUGGAAAUGAACAUCAGCACUCCCCCCAUCAAUCACGUUGCUCAAAUCACUGAGAGCCACAUGGAACCGACUGCCAAUCAGCAGGUUGGUCCCUUGUCCGGACAAGAGGUGCAGCCUUGUCUUGGGCUAUCGUUUGGCCUUGAGUCGUCCCCUGAGCCUGCUCUUCCUCCUAGACUCGAGCCAUCCCUCCGAGUCGAUUUGCUUCCUGAAAUGGACCCGUCUUGA
Penicillium nucicola is the source of this 1533-nucleotide messenger RNA. RefSeq lists its product as uncharacterized. Lineage: Eukaryota; Fungi; Ascomycota; Eurotiomycetes; Eurotiales; Aspergillaceae. The coding region runs from base 1 to 1533 and encodes 510 amino acids. The transcript has a single exon. The record is from RefSeq and is a predicted model, not a curated record.